This is a messenger RNA of Naegleria lovaniensis, 2295 nucleotides long. RefSeq lists its product as uncharacterized. NCBI's taxonomy places the organism in Eukaryota, Heterolobosea, Eutetramitea, Acrasida, Naegleriidae. The record is from RefSeq and is a predicted model, not a curated record. Gene Ontology annotation, biological process: small GTPase-mediated signal transduction. The transcript has 5 exons. Bases 1 to 2295 code for a protein of 764 amino acids. Gene Ontology annotation, molecular function: protein binding; GTP binding; GTPase activity.
AUGAUUUCAAAUAAUGAAACGCUGCUGCUGUCCUUGAAUGCCGAGAAUGAUGUUCAACAUGAUAAAAUUCUUUCCACUCGUUUGGGUCAUUCAGCAGUUUUUUACGAGAACCAGAUUUACUUUUUUGGAGGGAGUUGUUUCAAGACGAAGAACCAGCAACCAAGUUCAGCAUUGGUAUUUGUUAAUGAUUUGAUUCAAGUGGAUACCUAUAAUUCUACAGAAAUUGGAAAAGGAUGGAAAUAUAUUACAACCAAUCAGAUAAAUAUCAUGAUGGAUCAUCAGCAGCAAGGCUCUUCUGCUCUUCUUCCAAUCCCGAGAAAUUUUCAUAGUGCCGUUUGUUAUCAUCAUGAAAUGAUUAUAUUUGGAGGAAAAUCAAAUGGUUUUUUGAAUGAUGUUUGGAGUUUUGAUUUUACGGAGAGCAGAUGGAGAAAAUUACAAUGUAAAAAUUCAGAAAUCAUUUCUCCCCGAUAUGGACACACGAGUGUUGUGUAUGGAGAUUCCAUGUUUGUAUUUGGAGGUUAUGAUAAUACGGCUUCAACGAAUGCUGAACUGUUUGAAUUGAAUUUGAAAAAUUUGGAAUGGAGACGUGUGGCAUUGAAAAAUUUGUCAUCUUCCUCUUUGAACGGAAGAGUUUAUCAUGCCUCAGUAUUGGAUUGUGAGAAUGGAGAUUGGUAUAUCGUUGGAGGAAAGUUGUCACACAGAGAAUUGAUGAAGGAUUUCAUUAAGAUUAAAUUGUCAACUUUGUCAACAAACGACAGUUCAGAGGAACAGACCAAGUGUGAAGUCGAAUACGAAUUCAUUGAUUCCAAUCACGACAGUGUUUUAAGAUAUGGCCAUUCUUGCGUUCUAGAGAAAAUUGGAACCAAAAAGACACUAUACAUCAUUGGUGGAUGUAACAACUCAAAAGACUUCACUAAUUGUUAUAGUUUGCUGUUGAGUAGUGAUGAAUCCUCUGAUCUGCACGAGUUCCAUAGUUGGAAAUUAGAAACCAAGCAUAUACUGUCUAAAAUAUUUGAGGACCCCUCCAUGGAAAAAACUUCCAUCGAACCAUAUGCUGCAUUUCCAGUAUUUCACACCUGUACUCAGUAUGUGCAGGAUGAAAACAAUACUGGUAAUUUUUCGUAUUUUGUUUUUGGAGGAACAUUCCAAAAAUCAAAUGUAUCAUUGCCACAACAGAAUAGCACAGACCUCGUUCUUUCAUCUGCUGUCACUACAGCCUUCAAGCCACAAAUAGAAGAAGAUCAAGAAAUAGACUACAAAGAAUUUGACUUGCUUCUCAAUGACGAUAUUUACAAACACAUUCUUUCAUAUUUGGAUUAUUCAGAUUUGCUUCGUCUUCAACUCGUUUGCAAAUCCUUGCGAAUUUGUCAACUCACCGAAGAAGAUGAAUUUUGGGAAUGUCAUUACUUGAAAAAGAUUGGAGAACUUCAAAAAGCGACCGUAAAACAUCGUUAUGUACUUCCCGAUCCAAUGAUGGGAUAUAGUGGUUAUAAAUAUAUCGAACAACAUGAUCCACGAUUUAUGCACUUGUCUGAGGUAACAAGUGAUUACAAGAAACGACUCAUUGACAUUUUCAAAACAUUUCUUUCCAAUUCCGACAAGAAUUCCAAAAAUUUGACAAGUUUUAUUGAAACCAUUUCCAUGAACCCAUAUCAUAACAAACUCUAUACACGUGAGGAAAUUAUGGCCUAUCCCAACGAACUUGUGAGAAUUUCUAAAGAUUCCUCGAAAAUUGUAAUUGUUGGAGACGGUGCCACAGGAAAGACAUGCCUACUCAUGACACUGAUGAAUGGAGAGUUUCCAUCAGAUUACGUUCCUACCGUGUAUGAUUUUUAUGAACAUCCUUGUAAAUCAAUUCCUCACCUUUCCGUUGGAUUUUGGGAUACUGCAGGACCAGAAGAAUAUGAUCGAUUAAGACCACUCAGCUAUCCAAAUACGGAUGUUUUUUACCUGACAUUUAGCAUCAAUAGUUAUAGUUCAUUUAAGAACAUUCCUGAGAAAUGGAUUCCUGAACUUAGACGGUAUUGUUGUAAUGUUCCCAUCAUUUUGGUUGGAACAAAGACGGAUUUGAGGCAAGACCCGGUUUCCCGUAAAACUGCCCUUGUCCUUAGGGAAGAGAAACCCAUCACAUACGAGCAAGGAGAGUUAAUGUCUCGUCACACUGGUUGUAUUGCAUACAUUGAAGUGAGUGCCCUCAAAAAGGAAGGAAUUAAUGGCUUGGACGAACUUGCGUUGAAAAGUAUUUGUGUUUCAAAAAGUCAAUACAAACCACCAAAGAAAUGCUAUUUGCAAUGA